AGAGGAGAAAGUAGAAACCGAGAAAGGAAGAAAAACGCAGUGCUUGUUCUUUUUGGCGCCUCCGAAGUUGGAAACCCUCGCUUCACGCCGUCUCCUCAGUCCCAUCUCCGGCUCCGUUCCCUCUCGCCGGCCGGAGAUUCCAAUUCUUCGCGUGCAGCCAUGGGGGGGAAGAUACAGAAGAGAAGGCAAGAUAAGAAGAAGAUGCGCGACGAGAAAAAGCACUCAAAAGUAUCUGAGAAGGAGAACAAGAGCAGCAAUGAGAGAAGACUGAACAGAAGGGGCCCUCGCUUGGCCCCCUCGCUGCAGAGGGAAAUCGAUCGAAUGAACGGCACUAAUGGGUUCGACAGUUAUGAGGGCGGCGAUUCUGAUGCGGGAGAGACUUUUACCGGGGAUUUUUAUGAGUAUGAAGAGGUUAUUCCGGAGGAGGAGUCCAAGAAGAACCGCCGUUACGAUGCAGUUGACAACUAUGAGUACGAGCUGCCUGAUCAUUUUAAGGACGAGAAUAUAUUCUCCGAUGACGAGGAGGAGGGAGCUUAUGGAAGGGAUGGUAAAGGAAACUUGAAUGAUGAUUCAGAUGAUGCUGAUCCUAAAAAUGACGAUAGUGGAAGUCACGCUAGGAUGUUACAAAGUAUUACUGGAAUGCCACGUGAAGCAUUUGAAGGGAAGAAGAAAAAUAAUGUUGUUGUAUCUGAGGCAUAUCAAGAGUCUGAAUAUAAUCCCAGUCGUGAUGUUUUGGAUGGUAAUGGUCGCAUUAGCAUUGAAGACCUUCUUGAUCCUCUUCAAGGAAAACCUGGCUAUAGCAUGCUUAGAAAGAGAACAUAUCAAACAGAGAAAAAAUCAAUGGCACUGCAGGCUCCACUUCCUAAAUCAGAUCGAGAAAGAGUUGAGAGAAAAGUGGCUUAUGAACAGUCAAAGAAAGAAGUCAGUAAGUGGGAGCCAAUAGUCAAGAAGAACCGGGAGGCUCCUACCCUGUACUUAGGUGAAGAAGCAGAUUUGGGAUAUUCUACUGUAGGAGCAAUAGCUUCUGAAUUUGAACCCAGAACUGAAAUUGAGAAGAAAAUUGCUUCACUUGUUCAUGAUGGGAAGAUCAUUGAAGCUCACAGAAAAGAUGGUUCUAAGCUUCUUGAAUUAAACAAGAUAUCAUUUGAGGAUGAGAAGGAUCGCCAGAAUCGCAUUGCUAAAAUGCGCAGCCUUCUUUUCCGUCAUGAGCUGAAGGCAAAACACAUUAAAAAAAUCAAAUCAAAAACUUACCAUCGUUUGUUGAAGAAAGAUAGAGUGAAGGGGGCGUCUGCCCAAAUUGAAAUGGAUCCUGACGCUGCUAAAGAAUUGGCAAUGAAGCAGGAGUUCAAACGGGCAGAGGAGCGCAUGACUUUGAAACACAAAAAUAGCUCACGGUGGGCAAAGCGCAUUUUAAGUCGUGGUUUGGAUGCCCAAGAUGAAGGUACACGAGCUGCAAUAGCUGAUCAACUCCACCAGCAUGCUACUUUGACACGAAAAAUGAACACACUGAACGAUAGUAGCAGUAGCAGUGAUGAAAGUAGUGAUGAGGAUUACUCAGAUGAGCAGUCAAUGGAUGAAAACUACAGCGGGGCAUCAAAGUUGUUGGAGAGAGCAAAAGAGAAGACUUUAAAAGCAUUAGAAGAUGGGGAUGAAGCUCCAGAAUCAGGAUUGCUUGCUUUGCCUUUCAUGGUACGUGGAAUGAAGAAAAGGGAAGAGGCAGCUGCUGAAGAGGCUAAACUUGCCCUUCAGGAAUUUGAAUCGCUUUCGAAGCAGCUUAAUAAUUCUGCAGAGACGGAGAAUAUAAAUACAGGAACUACUAGUGGUAGAAGAACCUUUGGUGCAAUGAAAAAACCUGCUCCAGAACCAAGAAAUAAGAUGAAAUCAGAAAAUUAUUAUGGUGACACUGAUGGCGAAGACGAUAAUGAGGCUAGAGAAGAGGUUGAUGCUGGGGACCAUAAAAGUAGCAGUCCAGUUGUUGAUGUGAACAUUGGUUCUGAUAUUAUUUAUGAAGACUCCAAGAGGCAUCAACAUUCAGUUUUUAAAAGCUUUGAUGAAACUGUUAGAGAUCCAGGUCCUAAGACAACAUAUGAAGUUUCCAUUUUUGCAUCAGACACAUGGAAAAAGGUGAAAAAUCCUGAAAAAAAACCGAAUACUACAACCGCUGCCACCAAAUCUAAACCAGCUUUACAACGUCAAGUUCCCAAGGAAACUGUUCAAGAUGUGGAUGAUCAAAGCGAGUCGGAUCAUGAGCUGAUGGUAGAAGGGGCUCUUUCCUCAGCUAAUAACGAGUCUUAUGAACUUCCAUCUCAAGCAGAGUUGAUUCACGAAGCUUUUGCAGGAGACAAUGUAGAGGAGGAAUUUGAGAGGCAAAAAGAGGAAAUUCUGAACGAGGAAAAUCCCGAGCCUGAAAAGCCUGUACUACUACCUGGAUGGGGCCAAUGGACUCACGUCCAGAAGAAAAAAGGCUUACCUUCUUGGAUGCUGGAAGAACAUGAUCGUGCUAACAAGAAGAGGCAGGAAGCUCUCAAGAAUAGGAAGGAUGCAAAUCUCAAACAUGUUAUCAUCUCUGAGAAGUUGGAUAAAAAGGCUGAGAAACUCUAUACAAAGACACUGCCUUUUCCUUACAAGGAGAAGGAUGUAUUUGAGCACAGCAUCCGCAUGCCUAUCGGCCCCGACUUCAACCCAGCAUCAGCAAUUGGAGCUCUUAAUCGACCCGAGGUUGUGAAGAAGUCUGGUGUUAUCAUAAAACCAAUCGAAUAUGAGGAAGUCGAUCCUCAUCGGAAAGUCGAGGAGCAAAAACAAGGUGGGCAGAAACAGAAGAGAAAAAAUGGCAAAAGCAACAGUGGAAAAACGGCCAAAAAGAUGAAAAAAGCUGGGGCAUAAAAUCAGUUGAUGAUUAGAUUACAGCCUCACGGCCACAGCUUUGGCGAGGCUUGCAGCAGGCAAAGGUGAGAACUUGGAUAGAGAGGGUGAUUUAGGAAUCUAUUUGAUGGAAAAUUUUGAUCAAUUUUGGGCUGAGGCAAUCUGAUAAUAGUUAGGCUUUAUUUAUAUUUUAUUGUAUGAUUUUAGUUUAGUUCAAUCCAAUUUUGCGCUGUAUCAUUAUUUUUUGUAUGAAACCUGGAUUGGAAAUUUUUGUUGAUA
Momordica charantia (bitter melon) is the source of this 3141-nucleotide messenger RNA. RefSeq names its product U3 ribonucleoprotein (Utp) family protein. Gene Ontology annotation, biological process: rRNA processing. Gene Ontology annotation, cellular component: nucleolus; small-subunit processome. Lineage: Eukaryota; Viridiplantae; Streptophyta; Magnoliopsida; Cucurbitales; Cucurbitaceae. The record is from RefSeq and is a predicted model, not a curated record.